This is a messenger RNA of Hyaloperonospora brassicae, 8400 nucleotides long. Lineage: Eukaryota; Oomycota; Peronosporomycetes; Peronosporales; Peronosporaceae. The record is from the annotation of a GenBank genome assembly.
AUGUUGGCCUGUUUUGUAGACGAAUCGGCGUGCUCGCUGCGCGAGAGGGAGCAAUUGAUUCGGGACGUGCAGAAGCUCACCCGACUAUUUGCCACGAAAUGGCUGCUGCCUCCAGACGAAGAAAGCAGUAUACAAAAAGAAGAAGAAGGACCUGAGCACAGAGAUUCGCAGUCGCAAUAUGUGUUGCCCUGUAAAGCUGUGGUACCUCCUUCGGCCUAUUUCUCUUUCCGCGGCAACAGUCAGAUGCACCUUCCGAUCGUGGACUGGGGGGCGUUUCGGGGAUAUGCCGUUGCUGUGUGGAUCAAUGUGGACUUCCAGCUGCCGCAGGUCAAGAGAGGAAGCUCUGUAGUGGAAGGCGUCGUGCAAGACAGUGUGCACGGCAAGUUCAACGUGUUUCGGUUCGCCAACGGGUCAAAUACAUUGGGAGUGGAGGCAUCGCUCGAGCGCGCGGCAGAAGGUGCUAGUCAUGGUGGACGUGGAGUGUUGCUGAAUGUCAGGUGCUGUGCCCCAAACACAUCGAGUGAGGCGAAAAAGUCGGCAUCGGUUGCAGCUUCGUUUGCGCACUGCUCAGAGUGGCGAACGAUUCAGCAGAAGAUCGACUUGGUGCCUGGUGAAUGGCAUCUGCUGGUGAUAUCGCAUUCGCUGCAUUAUGUAAAAAAGAGCAGCGUGACGUGUUACGUGGACAACAAAUUUCAAUUUCGGGAAGAGCUCGUGUAUCCGUCCGGAUUGGUUACUGCGUCAAAAUGCACUGUAGGAGGGGGUCGUAAUGCGAAGGCAAAGAUCGCCAGUGUCUCGAUGUACCACGAUGAGCUCUCAAGAGGGACAAUCGAGUUGAUGUACGCGCUGGGGCCCACAAUGUCUUCAUUUAACCGAUGGUCUGCAGCACUGCCCAGUCAGUCAAGUCGGUUGAUCGCCGGUAGCCGCGAGUGUGCAUUGGGGUUAUCACCGUUGGCUGUGCCGGAAAAUGAAUCGUUUACAGCAUUCUGUAAAUUGCAGGUCGUGUUUGCCUUUAACGCACAAAAUACUGUCAAUGAGGACUAUGCUGAUCUUGGAGUGGAAUGGGUGUGUGAAGGAACAACGCCGACCUCAAACGGAAAGUGGCUGACUUUUGAGAACAGUAUAGACGCGUCUGCCGAGAUCCAACAACGAAAUGCCCGACUGGGUAAGAGCACACACAAAGUGACUUUUCCAGAUUAUCAGUCGGCAUGGCAUCAGUCAGUAGGCGUGUCGUCGUUGCCAGUACUGCUGGAUUACAUUUUGACUGCAUACGAGAGAGUCGCUAGAAAAGAAAGCCCAAGAAAGCGUGCAGAGUCGACUGAGUAUACAGCAGCAGGAGAGGGUGGGCGUUUUCUUCCAGCUGUCAUGGAAAGUGUGGUGAUCGAUUUGUUGUGGAUAUGCAAGGGCAUGUUGCUCAGCAAUGUGGCCAAUCAAGAAGAAGUGCUGAGGAACUAUGUGUUUCACAUGCUCUCUCACGUACUGGUACGUCACAACGAAUGCCUCUCGGUAGUCUGGACGCCUGGAAGUCUUGUCCUCUGUGUUGAAUUUGUAAAAAGUUUAUACAUGAUGAUGCCGCGGCCGAGGCAGAGUCUCGAAACUGACGACAACCAUCCCUUUCACGCGUCCAUCUGGACAACAAAUCCACUGUUUGCCUCCGGGGUGCGAGCUAUUCUAAUGGACUACCGACUGUGGACGCAAGCGGACUUUAAGGCUCAGUCCAUUUACAAUCGCCAGAUGUAUGUGCUUGCGUGUGAGUACCCGCGAGCGUUCAACAAUAUGCAAGCUGUUGCUAAGGUACUGGAGAUUCUCGGCAAUCAUUAUUCAGUUACACACUCUUCGCAUACGUCCAGCGAAGGUGAAACAAGCCAGAACACGCAGCAAUUGACCGAGCCUGACGACAAAGAACACCGUUGGAAGCAGCAAAGUAUUCUAAGUCUGGUUGAGCUUAUCGAGGUGUGUUUGACAAACCAGAGCACACAUGUUUACGAAGUGUUGGAGCAGGAAGUUAUGGAGACGACUUUUGCUCGGGCAAGCGCGUCCACAGGAGUCGGAGGAAGUUCUAUUGCUGGCGGGGCUGGCCCGUCACUUUCCACGUCAACUCCCUCUUUAUCUUCGGCUUCGCCUUCAAUAGCUGUACCCGCCCGUAGAGGAGGUGUGUUUAGUAUCAAUCUCGAAAGCAUUGUAUGGAGUGACCAGACGGCGGCAUGUCCUGGUUCGCCUAGAACUCCUGAUGCUCGUGUUUCGGAUGGAAGAGAGUCUUUUACCGAAAAGAGCGUUUUGCGCUCUGUCCAAGUUCGAUUCUCACUUGUUCGAGAUAUCCGUGCAGUAACCAAAUUUCUAAUGACGAGUCACGAUGCAACUGUUUGCACGUCUAUACUGCUGUUGCUGCGACGACUGGCGGUGUCGUUUCUGGACAUGCGCUUCGCACUAGUCAGCUCCAGCAUCAUGGACUGCUUGCUUUAUCUGAUGCGUGAUCGGCGGGCUGACUUCGGUAGCAGCGGUAUAAGCAAACGGAACGAUGAAGAGAGCUCGCAUGCUUUUGUCCAUGUCCGGUUGGCUUGCGUUCCGCUGUUCAUUUACUUGCUAGAUUGGCUCGAGUCAAUUGAAGGUCGCACUGUUUGGUGUGGACUUGAAGAGCAUUUGCGAUUGGUGCUCAAUGGCCAAGGCAGCUUCUCGGUUGGUUUUUUAGAGCUUAUGAUGGAGUUUUACUUUGAUCCAGCAUGGCUUCUGGGUGUCCAACACAGUAUUAUCAUGAAUGAUCCCUCCAAAAAGGACUCGUUGUUGUUUCCAAUCGCGCCAGCGGUAGCGAGCAAUGUUACGUUAGCGCAGAAAAAUGGGGUCGAAGAUGGCAUUGCAGCAGCCGUAUCGUCAACUCUCACUGCUACAGGAGAAGUAAGCACGGGACUGGAUGGUUUGAUUGACUGGAUUAAGAUGGCUAACCAUUCUGUCGGUAAGCGCUUACAGCUAACAUGGGAAAAGCGGGCUGCUGUCAUUCGUCUGAUAGCUUUGCGAAGUCUAUACAACGUAGGUGUGAAGGAUCAAGAUCUGGGCGACGGUAAAAGGAGCUCGGCGCUUGUUGCCAAUGUGUUUGACGAGGGGAUUCGUGGUAUAUUAAGCCUGCCGCUGAAAAGCAUUUUGCCAUUUUUACCAUUUUUGCUGGGCAAGAGUACUUCGUAUUUCCGUGAAAAGGUUCUCAUGGACGUCAACGUGAAGCUGAAGACAGACAAUGACCUGCAACAGCAGUUACUAUCAAUGAAGAAAAGCUGGGCAGAUGCGCUGUUGGAGCUGUCAUUGACCUGCUCUGUUUCUGCAGAGCUAAGUCAGUCGUCGUACGGAGACACAGAUGACGGCAAUGAUCGACAGGAUGAGAACUGCGGUCGCGCGUAUAGUUUUGAUGCCAGUAAGACCGGCGAGGAUCUAGUGCUUGACACAAUUGUGUCGUUGCUAUCCAUGGCAAUGAGCAACCACCUCGGAUGGCAAUCGUUCACGCAUCUGUUGCUGGCACUGAAAGGGAUUCAGACGAAAUACGAAACAAAGUGUGAGGCCACAAGUUCACACACGCUGUCUUCUUUACCCCCAUUGGCUCACGUGGCUCCACAUGUUAAUCGUUCGGAACUCUUCUGCUCACCACUGAAUUGGGUUUGUCGUGUGGCUGGCAUUGUCCUACAACGCAUGGCAAGAAGCCGGACAAUUUUGUCUCGGACGCUUGCCGAGAAUGUGCAGCGUUUGUUGUUUCUUGCUGAUGAGACACUAUUGAUCGCGCCAUUGAAGCCGCUUGCAGAAUACGCGACUUCAUCGUCGGAUGCUCCGUCGAAUAAGUACACGUGGUCUGAUGCGCAACUUUUCCUGCUGAACGCGGUGUUAGAUAUCUGCGCCCGGUUGAUUGACAGCACUCAUAAUAAUCAUCGUAUAGGGCUUUUGCCAGGCUUACAAAUAUUGCAGCAUGCUUUACCGUACAUCCAUGGUAAAUGCAUGAUGGAGCGCGUAGUAGAGGUGCUGAUACAAAGCUUUCAGCAGGAGAUGGCUACUGGUUCUGCGCUGAGUGUGUAUGCAAUGCUGCCGACGCGUGACGUGUUCCUCCGCGCCCUUGUCGAUCUUCGCCGCGCAUUGGUCGUCCACGAAAGGGAGGAGCUAUUGGAGUUGUUGCGAAGAUUGACUCUACGGAUAUGUACGUCCGGAUCUUUUAAUGAGGAGUUGGACGCCGCUGGGCUAUCGCUUUACGAGCUUGGCAAGCUCACUGAAGCACAAGCUGUUGAAGUGGUACUAGAUACACUGGCGCUAGCGAUCAAUGACACGGAACUGCAUGAACGAGAGGAGCAGGAUGACAUGGUGCCUUACUUUCCGGUAGCGAAGGAACUGCAAAGCUCGUCGCAGAACGCUGCCAAUGUUUCCGAUAAUUCUACGGAAGUGGCAUCACAACCGUACGAAAUAUACGCUGACGUAGAUAAGGCUGAUGACACCGAGCGGGUGCUCUGGGCAGCACUUGAAGUCGAAGAGAAUAGGAUGUUGGCGAUUUUGCGGGAUGUAACAAAUCGAGAAAAUCAGCGUGCAGUGACCGCGCUAUCUGUCCAGCGUAAGCAGGAGCAGGGGUGGACCCAAAAACUGUGGCUGAAGCACGAGCUUACCUUUCGAUCGCAGAACCAACACAAUGCACUGCGACGUGUGGCGCCCGACACAUUGGCUGCAAUGCAGAAGACGCUUAUGUGGCAGGUUGGACGUUACGAGACACCAUUUCCUUCCCGGGUGCGGCGUACUGUCGAUGUGAAUUUGCAGUUGAGCUCGAAGAAGAUGCUGGCAUUGAUCGCUAAGGAAAGCGUAGAUGGCGGAGUUGAAGCAAAGAGAAGUUCAGAGGUAGGAUAUCUGUCAGGUCUGGUCGUGCCUUUCGAGAUGGUUCAUGGUGCAGAAAAACGUGAAGUACGUAACCGUGACGCAGUAUCCAGCGAAAAUUUACUAACGCGAGUAGGUCGAGUAGUUGCGCAGCAGCGUGGUGGCGAAAUUCGGGACAUCACAUCUGACGAUUCUCUCUCACUUUCCGGCUUAGCAGACACUUACGUUUCUAGCACAGGCAUCGGUGAAAAAGUUGUUGAUGAGGCAGAAGCCCGUUCCUUAGUAGAUGAAGAGCAUUUCGACGAGUACAAAGAUUGUGCCAUGGCAGUCAGUCCGGAGGGCGAUGAGAGCAAGGCAAGUUCUUGUAUGUCUAGUCCUGCAGCUUCUGAGGGAACAGUUUUAGGGCAGGGCGACAAGGGACUAGACCCCGGUGCUGGAGUUGCUGUUGUACCGGGCGAUCAAGUGUACGCCUGCGUAACGUGUAUACGAGUGGUUCCAGAAGGAGUUAUUCUCGGCCGUCUGUCUUUCUGCGGCAAGUACAUCGCCUUUGAGCCACGACAGGAGAUACCUGAAAACGCCUGGAACCCUGGAGGUGGUACUAAUGCCGGUACAAUAGAUUUCGACGAUAGCACUCUUCCUGCACUAUCGAGCACGAACGUGGACGAAGCGGCGCCGGGGCUACACCGAUGUUGGCGAUGGAAGUACACCCAUCUUGUUGGUGUUUACCUCCGUCGCUAUCGACUACGUGACUCGGCGAUUGAGAUUUUUCUGCGCAAUGGCAGUACUCACUUUCUGGACUGGCCGCUGACGACCAAGCAGCGGCGCAACGAGGUCGUUCGUGUCUUAUAUUCCUUCCUUCCCCGAAGUACUCCUAAGCAGUGGCCCGGGCGCAUUAUUCCACACUUGGCUACUACUACUAAGGCUUGGCAAAACCGGCAGAUCAGUAACUUCGACUACCUCAUGGCACUGAAUACUUUUGCGGGACGCAGCUUCAAUGAUCUGACGCAGUACCCGGUGUUUCCAUGGGUGCUUUCAAACUACGGAGACUCUACAUUGGAUCUGAGCGACCCGGCGAAUUUUCGUGACCUAUCCAAACCUGUUGGUGCGUUAAAUGCAAAUCGACUGGAGGAAUAUUGGGAGCGAUAUUACUCUUUCGACGACCCAGUGAUUCCCAGAUUCUUAUACGGCUCUCACUAUUCGACUUGCGCUGGAGUUGUGCUUUUUUUCCUCUUCCGAUUAGAACCGUUCGCAAGCCUGCAUCGAAAAAUGCAGAAUGGCACCUUUGACUUGCCAGACCGCUUAUUUUUCUCCAUCCAGGAAACGUGGCGAAUGUGCAACUCUCAGAUGUCUGAGGUCAAAGAGCUGACUCCAGAGUUUUUCUCCGGUGAUGGUACGUUUCUGUGCAAUCGAAACGGCUACGCACUGGGAAAGCGCCAUGACCAAAAAGCUGUGGAAAACGUACAAUUGCCGAAGUGGGCGAGUACACCCGAAGAGUUCGUACGCAUUCACCGCGCCGCGCUCGAGAGCGAGUACGUCUCUUCGCAUUUGCACUCUUGGAUUGAUCUCAUUUUUGGCUACAAGCAAAGAGGGCGAGCGUCACUCCAAGCAAACAACGUGUUCUACUACCUGACGUACUACGGUGUCGUGGAUUUGGACAAAGUGGAGGAUCCAUGUUUGAGAGAAUCAAUGGAAUUGCAAAUCGCACACUUUGGUCAGUGUCCCAUGCAGCUUUUUGCUACCCCCCACCUCGCGCGAGACACUGCUUUCGCCCGUAAUACUGUCGGAAAAGCAGUUGCUUCUGGAAUGAACAGCUUAUCCAACUCGGAAACGACAAGUCCACCGCGUAGUGGAGGGUUGCCAGGAAAAGAAGGUGUCUCUAAUGGACCAUCCAGCAAUCUUUUCCGCCCGCUUUCACAAGCUUUUCAAGAUUUCUCACCGAUUGCACAAGAGAAGCGUCGAAAUUGGAGCCCCGUCGCUACAGUAAAGCCAAUCGUUCAAAGCGGUAUGAAGCUGCUAAAAAUUCUUCCAGGUCGUAUUGUCGGUGUGAACGAGCUCGGCGUCAUCGAAAUCUACUACUGGAGACUGUUGCCAAAGCCAACGCCACCGUGGCCAACUUCGCCUCACGGAGAAUCUGCGUUUGCGUCGUCAAAUCUACAAGGGGUGCCUCCGAUAACGCUUGCUGUUGAGCCUGGUAAGGCUGUAAACACUGAUCGAGACAGCUUCCUAUUUGCAACCGACUCACAGCGGGAUAGCGAGAGGGCCACGUUGUCCAGUGAUUUCAAUGGUGUGCCAGACGGCGGUGAAGAAAGUGAAGCGGAUCUAGCCACCGAUUGCCCGUGGCUUCUGGAGUUUGUUCGUGAUGACUCUCCAUUUGAGUAUGUUCCAAGGAUACCUGUGUUUGAUCACGUUCCCCUUGACAACGAAAGUGAUAAUCUGCGCAGACGACCACGCAGAUUCCCUGUGAGUAUAUCCCGCAACGGGCGUGUGCUUGUGUCUGGAGGAGCACGUAGCGGAGCUCUUCACUUUCGUUUGCUUGAUCUGGACAAUGGCCACGUGAUCGGCAAGGCCAGUGUCGUAGGGCACAGCGCCGCUGUCACGUGUCUGAGCCUGGAUCGCUGGAGCUAUCAUGACCAUAGCCAGACUGCCGUCUCUACCUCGCAGAGAGAUGAGGAGUUGCUCGUGUCCGGAUCGAAGGAUGGGACUCUUGCACUAUGGCGCCUCUCACGUCUUAAGCCUGACAUUCUUUUCCGUUUGCCGCGCGUAUCUCCGCGUCCUAUCCAGAUCUUUCGUGGACACGCGACGCCGGUCGUGGAUUGUUGCGUUAGUACAUACAUUGGGGUCGUGGUGUCAUGCUCACAUGCUGUUGGCAUAGUACACUUUCUGUACGACGAGGGACAGGUGGCGUUUAAUUUCGAGCCCGCUGAAGAAGGGGGUGAAAUCGUUCGCGUCUGCUUAUCAGUCAAAGGAUACGUGAUAGCUGUUACCAGCAUUGUUCAACGCGCGACUGACACGAGUGAGACGAACAGCAGUGACUCACAACAGCGCGUCAUGGUCUCCACUACCUGCCAGAUUUUCAAUCUAUCAGGCGUGAUGAUAAAGUCGCACCAUUUUCCGUCGGAGGAGGUAGUGGAUGUGCAAGUGUCCGCUGAAGGGGACGUGAUUUUCUUCACUUUGUAUCCGGGCAUCGUUCGCAUCUACCGCAUCGACGACUUUGCCAUGGUGCAGGAAUAUGUUUCCUCGUCGCCCGCAGGUUCGAUGAUCACUGCAACGUGUUUCGGUCCUGAAGAGGCGGUGAUCCUGCUUGCUUCUGGUCACGAGGACGGUACACUGUCGCUACAGAUGCUUCCAGACGCCAGUGGGUCCGUGUCGUUUUUAACAAACGUGCGUCGACUGCUCGGCGUUUCGUCCAAGCUCAAGCGUGUCAAGGGGACAGUGCAACACGCUCAAACAUUGGCCAUGUCAACGCUGGACAAUGCCAAAGCUGUGACAAGCACAGCGCGCGAUAUCGCCGGCGAAGCGCUGGGCGAGGCCAAAGUCAUGAUGCGAGGCCUCAUCUCGUACUUGCAAAAAAGCUAA